This is a messenger RNA of Misgurnus anguillicaudatus (oriental weatherfish), 4855 nucleotides long. The record is from RefSeq and is a predicted model, not a curated record. NCBI's taxonomy places the organism in Eukaryota, Metazoa, Chordata, Actinopteri, Cypriniformes, Cobitidae.
GCUGGCUUCAUUUAGCUGCAUAUGUGAUUACUAGUCCUACAGUGGAGCGACUGAUAGGGCGGCACAGCGGCGGAAAAUAUUGGGGUUUAGUGCCGCUGCGAAAUGGCUGGGCAGCAGUUUCAGUACGACGACAGUGGCAACACUUUUUUCUAUUUCCUCACGUCUUUUGUGGGACUAAUAGUUAUCCCAGCCACCUAUUACCUCUGGCCUCGGGAUCAGAAUGCGGAACAAUUGCGGUUAAAGUCUUUACGAAGAGUUCAUGGAAGAUGUCUGUGGUAUCGCCUUCGGCUUAUGAAAUCACAGCAGAGCAUUGUUCCAACACUAAAAAAAGCAGCCCUGUUGUUUGGGUGGGCAGUAUUUCUUCUCCUGGCUUAUAAGGUGUCUAAAUUAGAUCGAGAGUACCAGGAAUAUAACCCCUAUGAGGUCCUCAACCUGGAAGCAGGUGCAUCUGUCGCUGAGAUUAAGAAGCAGUACAGAGUGCUGUCUCUAAAACACCAUCCUGAUAAAGGAGGAGAUGAGGCCACGUUCAUGAAGCUUGCUAAAGCUUACUCAGCAUUGACUAAUGAGGAAUCACGGAGGAACUGGGAGACUUACGGCAACCCCGAUGGCCCCAGAGUUACAAGUUUUGGAAUCGCUCUUCCUGCGUGGAUUGUCGACCAGAAAAAUUCUAUGCUGGUGCUGCUGGUCUAUGGAUUAGCUUUUAUGGUCAUACUUCCUGUGGUUGUGGGUACAUGGUGGUACCGUUCCAUACGCUACAGCGGUGAUCAGAUCCUGAUCAACACAACCCAGCUUUUCAUGCACUUUAUGUACAAAACACCUACGAUGAACAUGAAACGAUUGGGAAUGGUGUUGACAGCGGCGUUUGAGUUUGAUCCUCGUAGCAACAAAGAAGCUAUUAUAAGACCAACAGACAACAUAGAAGUUCCCCAGUUGAUUCGGGAGCUGGGAAACAUUAAUGUUAAGAAGAAGGAGCCUCCGUUUUGCUAUCCCUACAGUCUGAAGGCACGAGUCUUAUUACUAACACAUCUUGCUAGGAUGGAGGUUUCUGAGAAUAUAGAGGAGGAUCAAAGGUUUGUGAUAAAGAAGUGUCCUGCCUUACUACAAGAAAUGAUCAAUGUUGGCUGUCAACUUACCAUGAUGGCAACCAGUAGAGGAGGCCUUCGGGCUCCCAGGCUGACAUCCAUAGAGAACUGCAUGAAGCUCUCUCAGAUGGUGGUUCAGGGUCUACAGGAGGCCAAGUCUCCUCUCUUGCAGUUGCCUCAUUUUGAAGAGGAGCAUCUCCGAUACUGCAUCUCUAAAAAGUAUAAGGUGCGGACGCUGCAGGAUCUGGUGAGUCUUAAGGACUCUGACAGAAGAAACAUGUUGAGGUUCCUCGGAGAGGAGAAAUAUGAUGAGGUCAUGGCUGUCCUCGGCAGCUUCCCUUACCUCCACAUGGAAAGCAAACUUCAAGUGCUGGAUGAUGAAGACAGCCAUAACAUCACAGCAGGCUCCAUCGUCACAGUUACGGUCACCUUGACGAGGAAGAGGAUGUCUGAGAUGUUCGAGAAGGAGGAGACCCCACAGGUGCCUGCAGAAGAAGCUAAUACAGAGGAGCAAGGUGAUGCCAAAAACAAAGUAAAAGUUUGGCAAAACAAGAAUAAAGGAGCUAAAAAAUCAGCCAAGUCCAAAAAGAAAAAACUGACUAAGAAGAAACCAGUCACACAACCAAGUGUGCAAGUAAAGGGAGACAAGACCAAACAGGCCAAUGGCAAUGUGGCAGGAAAUGAAGUUGUUGCUGCUUCAAAAGAGGAAGAGGAUGAACUCUCUGAUAAAGGCAGCGAAUCAGACGAGCCAGAGGGAAACAAGGACUCGCCCAGUGAAAGAGACGAAGAGAGUGACAAGCAGAGCGACACUGAGGGGGAUGAGAUAGCCGGAGAUGAUGAGGAGGAAUGGGAGGCCCUGCAACAGAGCAUUCAACGCCGAGAGAGGGCGUUACUGGAGACCAAGUCAAAAAUCACACACCCUGUCUACAGCUUGUACUUCCCUGAAGAGAAGCAGGAGUGGUGGUGGCUCUAUAUCGCUGAUAGGAAGGAGCAGACGCUAGUGUCUAUGCCCAACCAUGUGUGCACGCUCAGAGACACAGAGGAGGUUGAACUGAAAUUCCCCGCUCCGUCCAAAACUGGAAACUAUCAAUAUUCUGUGAUCCUCAGAUCAGAUUCUUACAUGGGAUUAGAUCAGAUCAAGCCGCUUAAGCUGGAGGUUCAUGAAGCCAAGGCUAUAAUGGAUAACCACCCACAGUGGGAUAUACCAGAAACUGAGGAAGAGGAGGAUGACCAGGAAGACAGUGAUGGUAUUGAAGAGUCUGAGGAAGAUGACGAAGACAACGACUAAAUCAGUCAAUUCAUAUAAACUUGAGCACAGCUCAGACACCCAUGUGCCCACUUAUACACACACACACACACACACAUACAUGUAUAGCCCCAGACCUUUGACGUCUUUUGUGUCUUCUUCUGGGUCUCCGCACGCAGGAGGAUGCUGAUGCCCCAUGUUCCUGUUUAAAACACAGGAAUCACAGAUCUGUCCGAACCUCUUCUUUGAACCAUAAGACUUGAGGAACUAUUGCUUAUUUUUUCCCCACAUUCAUCCGGUCAUUAUCAGUGGGUUGUCGGAAUGGUUGUCUGUGGGGUCCAGCCGUGUCUCAGAUUUCUCACCAUUUCACAAAAGGUGUUUGACCAACCAACACGACAAAAAAAUAAAAACCAGGUUAGAGCUGAAAAAUCGCACACCUCACGACUGUCAUUUUUCAGUGUCUGAUGAUACUUCAAGGGUAUUUUCUACCUUAUUUUGUAGUUUUGUGUAGAUUAGAGUUCAGAUUUACCAGGUGUUUCCACUUUUUAUGAGGCUGUGUGAAGUAUAAUCUGGAGUGAACCACAUAUGGCGCUUUUUCAUUGGAUAGUACAGCUCGUACAGCUCACUUUCGGAGGUUUUAACUUCCACUUGCAAACCAGGUAAUGUCAUCAUCUGUGCUUUGUUGUACAAAUUCCCAAAGUCCCUUUUAGCGGUGAUAAACAUCUGCAUGCUGAGAAUCAAAAACACCAUUCCAUUAAUAAAAUCCUGUGCGUUUGUUUGUAUCGCUUUUACAGUGAUGUCACGGACGUAGCAACGGCGCAAUUGUAACGAUGCGUCUCUAAUCCCAUCGACACUGCAAUGGAAAAGCAAACGGAGCCAAAGUAAAGCUAGCCGAUCCAAGCGGUACCGAGCCACGUCGUACCACACAAUGGAAAAGCGCCAAUAGACACGUGUAUACGUACUAAGCUUUAGCGAGAAUGGGUUAUGGGGCUGCUAUGGCUUGCAUUUCAGUUUGUCUGUUCAUGAAGUCUGGAAGUAUUUACAUUUAUGCAUUCGGUAGACUUUUAUAAGCAUACGUGUUCCCUAGGUUUCGAAUUCACAACCUUGGCGCUGCUAAUGUAAUGCUCUUACAGUUGAGCUACAGGAACACUAUCGAAGUGCUACCGUGUUAUAAAUCACCAUUCAGCUUCUUGUCACAAAUGCAGGUUUUGAGCUUUGCUAAAUAAUGACUGCAGACAUUUCACAUCUACAGCUUAGUCUGAUUUAACUCCUUAAGCUAAAAGUGCUAUCCCGCUGUUCCACGCAUAACCGGAUAAAUAUCAUGCUGCUUUCACAGUACAAUAUAACCACAUGGUUCAGUUUGAUUCUGUUUAGUCACCCCCCAUGCCAUUUAUUUAUCCAGUUGAUUUUUUUUACUGGAAAUCCCCACUGCAACAGUUACAAAGACACAUUGUCUGUAGCAUGAAUGUACAAUAGUACAUGCCUUUUUAGCAAUUACACAAAUUUGUUCCUCUGGCCGUAGAUCGAUAAGGUGAACAUUUUACCCCCCAAAUUAUAAUGGUUAUGGGACAAAAGCAUCUAUGUUGUUUUAUUGUUUCCCUAGAAUUGUAUGCCACAUAGUUUAGCUGUUUAUUUUUUUAAAUAUAUAUAUAUAUAGAUAUUAGUCUUACAUUCCACUUUCAAUGCAAACUAAAAGUUUUUUCACUGUACCAAUUUUCAAGUGGCCACAAAUAAAUCGCCAUCAUAUUUUGCAUUUGGUUUGUAAAACAAUUACAUCAAUAUGAGUUAAGGGAAUAAUUAGGGUUCGGAUUUAUCUUAAAAGUCUCACUUUAUUUUUGUGGGGUGAAAGAUGCGGGUCAAAAAUGUAAAAAAAAAAUUAUUAUCCAAUUUGUAAUGUUUCUUUGCACAGAUGAAAGGUCUGUCUAAGGCGAUGAAUAGUGAUUGUGAAAAGUCUUAGUCUGUAUUAUUCUUUCUUCAAGCAGAUGGGUUAAGCCAACCAGUGAACAUAUUUGAAAUGUAUGUUGUUAAUUUUACAUAUGUUGUUAAUCACAGGAAAUUGAAUUUACUUGUUUUUUUGCCAAUAGUUAAUCUAUGUAUUUUAUAGGUCUAUUUGAAAAACUUUAAACUUUUAAUAGAGAUUGAAUAUUAUUUUACUUCCCCCACCCCUUCAUUAUUAUAAACAAUGCAUUUCUUGGUAAUAGAGAAAAAGUGUCAUAUUCUGGCUGCAUGUAACACGCUCAUUCACAACCAGUUUUAUAAAAUGGUAAAGGUUUUACAGAUAAAUAGACAUUUUAGUAUUAUAGCUCCAAAAAAAAGAAUGUAGCCUCAGAAUUAAUGCUGUGACUUCAGUGCACAGAUAAGAGAAAUCAAGUCUUCACAUACAGAAAACCUCACUGGCCAGAAAAAGGGUGAAUUGCCUAUAGUAAACAGUAUCUGCCACUUUUGUUUACAAGAAAACUGUCAUUGUAAAUGGAAAAUAUAUAUUAUUUGUAUUUAAAUUUUUUGAAUAAAAUAACUUUUCAAAAGA